Messenger RNA from Magallana angulata, 1842 nucleotides. RefSeq lists its product as uncharacterized. The record is from RefSeq and is a predicted model, not a curated record. The coding region runs from base 269 to 1594 and encodes 441 amino acids. NCBI's taxonomy places the organism in Eukaryota, Metazoa, Mollusca, Bivalvia, Ostreida, Ostreidae. The transcript is spliced from 2 exons.
UUGUCUUGGGGCCACAAACCUCUGCUGAAUGCCCACUUUUGCACGAUAAAGCGUGUUCAUUAGUGAAAACGUUCUGUUGACUUAAAAAUGCCUGAUGUGUGAAAUGCAUGCCAGGACUUUCUCAACAUGAAAACAAAAUAUACCCGUGCUUUCUUUCUUUCUUUAAAAGGUUCGAUCGUGAUCAACAUUAGAUAAUCACCGUAAUAAUGAAAUGAAGAAAAGUCCAUCUUCCGAACAAUUCCAGUAUUGACAUUUUGAGGAAGAAAAAAUGUCGAAUCCAGUUAAGAAAAAGAAGCGGCCUCCGAAGUAUUUAGAAAAAUCGCUUCUCGUAAAUCACAAGGAAGACCAACUUCUAGUAGAGAGACUGAAUGAUAUUCACAUCCGGUCGCGCACGCGUGAAAUGGAGUUAGAGAGAGAGCGGAUCAAAGUAAGAGACGAAUGGAAGGAAAGCAGAAAACGACAAAUCCCCGUCGACUCUGUGCCACCCCUGCCUUCUGUCCAAGAUUUUCCUGGCCUGCUUUUACCUCAAAGAAAACUAGGGACAGUAGAAAAACCAAAGCUACACCGAGGCACAUCUCUGACUGAAGAGAAAGAUUCGGAUAAUGUUAACUCGUACUUGUUGGGAGAAUACAGAAGAAUGUCGGAAGUCAUCCCGUCAAUUCUGUUGGCUUUGUCAAAGAAAGAUGAGAAAAAGUCAAAACUGUUGCCAGCUUUUCCGUUACAUAGGAUUGAAGAAAUCGAACACCAUAACCAAGAGCCAGACCUGCACAGAAUCACAAAACUUGCGCGAACUGUUAAAAAGAUGAGAGAGAACAUGUCUUUCCAAAAGAAAAUCGACUUGAAUAGACCGAAAAUGUCUCUGUCUAAAAUGUUUAAAGAUAUGCACGACCAUCGCCAUGAAAUUGAUCAAUACACAGAUGGGACUUGUGUUCUAUUGAAAAGAAAACUUGAAAAACGCCGCCGAGAAUCGAUGCCUGAAUUGGACGUAAAUUCGCCACCCAUUCGUCGGACAUCUGACACAAAAGAACCUUCUAGUUUUCACAAAUCCCAAUCAGCUCCUUUGCUUGGUGGAUCGACAGAAUCCAUUGACUCCGCUGUCGACCGAGAAGCUGAAGCAAGGGAUACAUUCGAGUCCGACCUGGAAAUAAAAAUGCCAUCUAGAUUCGAGCGAUCCCAGAGCUUACAGUUCACACCCUCCCUUCAGCGAAAUUAUACGACUCUGGAAAAGAAGGACCCCGCAAAUCCUAGGCCGCACAGUUUUAUCGAAAAACGAAAUUCGAUAUCUAUAGGAGCAGCUCGAUCAACCAGUCUGCCCCCUCCAAGAAGGGCCUCGAUUUCGACCGACCAGCACCUGCCACUGCAGCUUCCUCGAUUCAACUCGAGACAACUCAGAAGUUUGCCUGGGGUUCACCACAGGAGACACGAUUCACAUAUCAGUACCGAAUUCAUUGACGAAGACGAACUUCGAGCGAAACAAAGGGUGGCGAUGGAACUACAAAAAUUCGAGCGAAUUCGACGAAAAAUCGAUCGCUUUUUGACAUUUGAUUCACCAAAGAGUGUGGAAUUAAAAAGGGGUUACACGCUUUUGACUUAAUGCUCUGAUAUUAUGUUACGUUACAAAGCGUGUUAUUGAUUUAUUUUGGUAAUCGGACAAAUUACUGUGACUGAUCGAAAGUAAAAAAGUAUAUACUUAUAUGUAUAUACAUGCAUGCAUCGACAAAACAAUGUAACUUUAUGGCAAGAAGUUUUCCUUCUUCUACUGUACAUGGUUUAUUAAAGGUUUUGAUUUAACUGAUAUAUGCAGAUGGUUAUGAUUUAAUUACAUUAAAUUUUGUAUAUCAA